This is a messenger RNA of Dendroctonus ponderosae (mountain pine beetle), 909 nucleotides long. It is a transcript of the gene Pop5, whose product is annotated as ribonuclease P/MRP protein subunit POP5. Gene Ontology annotation, molecular function: ribonuclease P RNA binding. The transcript has 2 exons. Gene Ontology annotation, biological process: tRNA 5'-leader removal. The coding region runs from base 264 to 728 and encodes 154 amino acids. The record is from RefSeq and is a predicted model, not a curated record. Lineage: Eukaryota; Metazoa; Arthropoda; Insecta; Coleoptera; Curculionidae. Gene Ontology annotation, cellular component: ribonuclease P complex.
UUUCAGUUCCGAUCCAGAAAAAAAAAUCCUAUUCCAUUCCUGUUUUGGUCAGGGUCCCUGGUUCAGAUGAACGCCAAAUAUGAAAUGUGGCACCAUGGCUUUAUUGCUUGCUGUAGAGACCACGUGAUUGCAUAACAUAACCGAACAUCAGAGUAAAGUAAGGUUAAGUUAUUGUUUAUUGUUAUUAUUAUUUAAAGUUGAAGGCGAGCGUAUUCAUUUUGUGGAAGUUGCUCAUAUUAAUCGUCUAAGUAUUUUUUUGAAAUAUGGUGCGAUAUAAAAAUAGGUAUAUCGUACUUGAGGUAAAUUCGAAUACCAGCAGCAACAGUAUUGAUUAUACACCACUAAAGUUAACCGACAGUGCACUAAAUCAUAGCCUUCAUGUGAAAAUGCAGCAGCUGCAUGGAGACUUCGGAAUUGCAGCCAUACGAGCUGGACUUUACGUUAAAUAUAUCAAUGAACUGACGAAAGUGGCUGUUAUAAAAUGUAGACAUGGCCCUCAUACACUGAUAACUAGUGUUAUACCAUUUAUAACUCACAUAGAAUCGCACAACGUAAGUUGUAAUAUUUUGUAUGUAGGCGCAACUUUGAGGAAAUGUUUCAGUUUCAUUAAAUUACAUCAAGAGCGCAAAUGUGACGAGUUUUGCGCUCAUAUUGACUCUGAGGAAGCCAAACAACUAAGGGCUGUGUUACUCAAUUUUGAGAAGUUAUUAAACGUUGUAGGGAAUUAAUAACUGUAAUUUACUUACCUUGGGAUGAUGAUUUGAAAAUAGAGGCGAAGUUAAUUCGUGUCAAGAAUUAUUUGAUGGGUUGUUUAGGCAUACGAUGAUCCGAAUUGUGUGUAAUAUAGCAAUUUCCUGGAAAACAGUUAUGUUAGAACGAAAUAAAUCAAUGCUGAAGUCGUAGCCGUCA